CUAUUUUUUAGGUUUGAGAAGCUGACUACUGUGACCAACAUCUUGCUGGUCAACCUGGUGAUGUCCUCCUUGAUCUUCAUGAGCAGUCUCCCCUUCAUGGGAGUCUACUUGCAGCUCUCCAACUGGAUCUUCGGCAAUGUCAUAUGCGAGGUUCAUGGCACCGUGUACUAUCUGGGCUCCUACAGCUCCGUCCUGCUUCUAACCCUUUUGACCUUCGAUCGACACCUUGCAGUUGUUCACUCCCUGACCGCGUCGCGAUUGAGAAGUCAAAGGUAUGCGGCAGUAUCCUGCGCGGUGGUGUGGUUGGUCAGCUGCCUGGCAUGCAUCAAGCCCAUGAUUCUACACAAGGCGUUUGUUGAUUUCGAGAACACAACGUACUGUCAGGAGUAUCCUAAUGAAAUACCUGGUAUAGAAGGGAAGCUGCUGAGUGACUUUGGAUUCUACAUUCUUCUUAUCCUUUUCUUGAUCGUUCCUCUUGCUGUUACCAUCUACUGCCAUGUCAGGAUUGCUAUCACUGUCGUUUCAUCCAAGAUCGUCACCAAAUUCAAGACAGUCAGGUUGAUAUUUGUCAUUGUACUGCUAUUUUUCACAAGCUGGACCCCAUUUAACAUUCUAAUGCUGAUGAAUGAUGAAGACGCUGACUGUGAAACAAGGCAGAAAAUGGAUUAUGCUCUUGAAGUCACUCGUGUCAUGGCCUACGCUUACUUUUGUAUCAGUCCCGUCUUUUACACAUUUGUUGGGAAAAAGUUUCAGAAGUAUUUCCGACAGUUGCGGGUAAAAACUUUCCCAGGGUUUAAGAGGGAUGUUUCUAUCUGUCUGCAGAAUAGGAGCAAGAUGUCUACACAUAGCACACAAAAUUAGCUCUAGGAAUCAGAAGCCUUUUGUUCUUAAGGACCUCUCUGUGGCCAAUAUUAGGAAUUUAAGCAAAAGAGCAACGUUAGAAAUGAUAAUAUCUGAUCAUAACUAUUUUUAGAAUUAUAGUUUGUGUUCUUAGAUAUUAUAUUAGUAUGUUAUAAAUAACUAAUAUGAACACAUUUCAUAAGGCCUUUAAUUACUGUACACAUGAAAUCCAGCCAUAAUGUAAUGUUCAGCCUGCUAGAAGGACGCUUAAACUUUCCGCUAUGGAUUUCUGCCAUAUUUUCUUCCAAUGAAGGGUUUUAGCAAAAGAACGGAUGAAGGAAAGCACUGACAGGCAAUUGUUCUGAUUUCUCAUCAUAAAAUGUUAUGAACUAUGAUGAUUUAAGAUAUCUUAUGUAGAGUGUAUUAGCUAUUGGAUGAGGAUUUUUUUAUGUUAUGUUUACAUGAAGAAGCUGUAGGCCAAAGGUUUAUUCAUUGAAUGUGUUGUAAUGUAGAAAUAACAAGGGACAGUCCGGAGAGGGAGAUUUCUGGUUCGGUUCC
Gasterosteus aculeatus aculeatus (three-spined stickleback) is the source of this 1398-nucleotide messenger RNA. The record is from RefSeq and is a predicted model, not a curated record. Lineage: Eukaryota; Metazoa; Chordata; Actinopteri; Perciformes; Gasterosteidae.